Messenger RNA from Lachancea mirantina, 1185 nucleotides. The record is from the annotation of a GenBank genome assembly. NCBI's taxonomy places the organism in Eukaryota, Fungi, Ascomycota, Saccharomycetes, Saccharomycetales, Saccharomycetaceae.
AUGAGCAUUUGCGUAGCAACGCUGCUUUAUUCCAUUGACUAUCUACCAGGCGUUUUUAGUCUCGGGUAUCAGCUUCGAGGUGCGCCCCGCGAUUGUGCUAAAUGUAUAUUGGUCGAUAAAGGGCUUGUUCGAGCCAAUGUAUUGAGCGAACAAGACGAGAAAACAUUAAAGGCACUCUUUGACACAAUCAUAUACGUUGACAGUACUGAAAUUGAUGUUCAACUUUUGCGCCAAAAUGCAAACAAUUUGUCCCUACUAGGGAGGCCCGAGUUGAGUCUGACGUUUCUCAAAAUCGAACUUUGGCAAUUGGUGCAAUAUCGGCGCAUUAUUUUCCUUGAUAGUGACGUUCUAGUGGUAAGAAAGGAGUUCUGGAAUAUCCUUGACGCUCUAGAGUCUCAAAAAGAGUCUGAAAUCGGCGCUGCACCGGAUUGCGGUUGGCCUGAUUUGUUCAAUUCCGGUGUAUUGGCUAUCGUGCCGAAUAGAAACGAUUACGAGCAGCUGCUCGAGCUUUUAGCCGGUCAAACAUCGCUUGACGGCGCAGAUCAGGGUAUUUUGAACCAGUAUUUCAACGCGGCUUGUGGAUUUGCGGGCGAGACCUCGUCGCGGCGGGCCUGGAACAGGCUUCCGUUUGUUUACAACGUUACAAUCCCAAACAGUGGCUAUGAAUGGGCCCCGGCACUCGCGUAUUUCCGGGACCAAAUCAAUUUGGUUCAUUUCAUUGGAAAGAAAAAGCCCUGGAUUUCCAGAAACGGCGGCAGGUACGCAGACCAGUGGUGGCAGAAUUACAAUUCGUUUUUGGCAGAAUUUUACCCGGGGGACUCAGGCACUGCAAAGGCUAUUUCAAAAGCGCUCGACCACGAAAAGGAGAGGACGGUGACUAAUUCUCAGAGCUCGCAACUGGACGACCCUCUGAGUUCCGAUUUGACAGAAAUGACCAUUGAGGAAGCCCCGAAGCCAGAAAUGAAUUGGGAGCCCACUUGGGAUGCAACCAUCGAGCCCCCUCCACCUGACGGGAAACCGGAAGCCGCAGAGCUUCUUAUCGAAGAAAAUUAUUCCUGGAGUGAAAAUACAGAGAUCGCAUUGCCUGAUUUGCCCUCGAUGCCAAAUACUCCUGAAAUCAAGCCCGUAUUCGAAUGGGAAUUAGUGCAUAACCCAGAUGAGGUAGAGCGUGUUUUCCCAGGCUGA